Messenger RNA from Chrysochloris asiatica (Cape golden mole), 2772 nucleotides. RefSeq names its product chromosome transmission fidelity protein 8 homolog. The transcript is spliced from 4 exons. Gene Ontology annotation, cellular component: Ctf18 RFC-like complex. The record is from RefSeq and is a predicted model, not a curated record. Lineage: Eukaryota; Metazoa; Chordata; Mammalia; Afrosoricida; Chrysochloridae. Gene Ontology annotation, biological process: mitotic sister chromatid cohesion. The coding region runs from base 1 to 366 and encodes 121 amino acids.
AUGGUACAAAUUGUGAUUUCCAGUGCUGGGGCUGGAGGCCUGGCAGAAUGGGUGCUGAUGGAGCUACAGGGGGAGAUCGAGGCUCGCUACAGCACCGGAUUAGCUGGAAACCUCCUGGGAGACCUACAUUACACCACUGAGGGAAUCCCUGUGCUGAUCGUGGGGCAUCAUAUCCUGUAUGGGAAAAUCAUCCACCUGGAGAAACCUUUUGCCGUCCUUGUCAAACACACACCUGGGGAGAGAGAUUCUGAUGAGCUUGGCUGCGAGACUGGCACCCAGUACCAGGUGACAGCACUCAUCAAAAACAAGAUCCUUUUCAAAACACGCCCCAAGCCCAUUAUCACCAGCGUUCCCAAGAAAGUAUGAAAGAACCCCGGAUUUUCCUUAGAGAGCGGCCAACUCCUUGGACUCGUGCUCCGCUGCCACCCCGAGGACGACUUGACGGUUCCCUGGGACCACAGGGGAGUCCUGCUCUGAACACAGGCCACCCACUGGGCGUGAACUCAGAUCCCUUCCUUAUGGCAGCAGCUUCUCUUGGUGGAAAUCUGGCCCCAUUUCCAAGGAACCCAUCUUCUUUUCCAACUCCAUCCGUUUCAUUGGCUUCAAAUCCAGCGCCCUACCCUGCUGGUGCUCGUGACCCAAGUAUGGCUUCUUUUCCCAGAGGGAUGAAUCCUACUGGAACAGGGGCAGUUUCUCUCCCAAGGCCAGGUGGCCUCUUGGGCCCCAGCCCAGCUCUAAACUCCAGAGCGGGGACUCUUCCAGUCCAAGGGUCUCUGUCUAACCCAAGGUUAGGCAGUCUCCCAGGCGCAGGUCCUGUGUCCAACCCAAGGACAGGUGGUCUCCUGGGAACAGUUGCUGACCCCAGAAGUGGUGGUCCUAUGGCUCCCGGACCUGGACCUAACUUGAGAGCAGGUGUCUUUUUGACCUCUGGGAAUGCUCCUCCCAAUCCUAGGCCUGUUGGUCUUGGCCCAGGACCAAGUCCCAAUUUGAGAUCAGGCUUCUUGGGUACAAAUGCUGCCCCCAGAUCAGGUAUGUAUCAAGGCCCAGGCCUUGGGCCCAACCCAAGAGCAAGUGGCCUGGGCCCAGGCCCUAAUCUGGACACUAGAACAGGUGGUGGCCUUUUGGGCACAGGAGCUGGUCUUAAUUUAAGAAUGGCUGGACCUCAAGGCCUAGAUCUUGGCCCCAUUCUAAGAGCCGCAGGUCUUUUAGGAGCAAAUUCAGCUUCUUUCUCACAGGCUUCUGGAAACCUGAGUACAACCCCAUCCUCUAUCACAAGGGUACCAGGCCCCAUAGGCCCAAAUUCAGGUCCUGGCUCUCGGGGAAUUGGUGUUCCAGGGCCAAAUCCAUCACCCAUGUCACGGGUUCCUGGCCCCAUGGGCCCUAAUUCAGCUCAUUUCUCAAGGCCAACUGGUCCUAUGGCGGUAAAUGCUAAUCCCUUCCCAAGGGGGGCAAGUUCAGGAGUCCUGAACCCAAAUGCCUUUUCUCAGUCAUCUAGUUCAUUGGCUUCAAACCCUGCUGCUACCUUUCAGAGGUCUGUUGGUCUUCAGGGCUCAAGCCCAGCAAUUUUCCCAAGAGCCUCUGGACCACUAGGUCCCAACCCAGCUAACUUCCCAAGGGCCACUGGCCUUCAGGGUCCAAGUCCAGCUACCUUUCCAAGGUCUGCUGGCCCAUUAGGCCCUGGGCAAGUUGCUUUCCCCAGGUCAGCUGCUGGGCCCCUGGCUUCUUCAACAGGCCCUGUGGGUAUUAACCCAGCUCCUUUUGCAAGGCCAACUGGGCCCCUGGGUCUAAACCCAGCUUCUUUUCCAAGGAUGAAUGGCCCUAUAGGCAAGACUGUGGUCCCAUUUCCUAGAGUGGGGAACCUCACUGGCACAAACUCAGCUGCUUUCCCCAGACCAGGGGGCCCAAUGGCUACAAUGUACCCAAAUGGAAUGUUACCUCCUUAAAUCUCAUUUUCCCUUCUGGACCACCUUGGUGUUCAGGCACUGUGGUUUUGGGCAGGGGCUGUCCUUUAGAUAAAAGGGUAGAUAUGGCACUAUGAUCUGAAGUACAUAGUGGGGCUCAGGUUCAAAUGAGCCAUAUUUUUCAAACUUCUUUCUUGGCUGAAGGUGAAAUGUUUAUGGGACAUGGCCUUUGGUAGGUGGGACUGAUCCUGGCACUGAGAGGGUCUCCAGCCUUGCAGAAGCCUAUUGUGCUUUUUGUCCCACAGCUUUCUGCCCCUUGUUUCUUACUAGUUUCUUGAUUUGUUCUUAUGGACUUUUCCUCAGGGAUACAUUGGCUUACAGGUCCCAAUUCAUACGUCUACCCCUGCUCAACACUGGGAAAAUCAGUCCACUGCUCUUUAGAAAGGUUGCAUUGGUGAACAGACCAUGCUUCGGUAGCUGUGACCUGGGCAGCUUAGGCCUGGUCAUCUUCUACUGCCAUAUCUUUCCCUGGGGGCUUGAACACAAAACAGGGAGGUGGGCAACCACUUCAGAGACCCACCAAAUAACAAUUUCUGCCUGCCUGACUGGCCCAAGUCUCCCUCCUCUUGGGACUUAGAAGCCAGAAUUAAGGCCCACUGCUCAUCUAACUCCUUCUCCACUGGUACUCCCAAUCAAAGAACCUCAAAAUUUAAACUGAUAGGGAUGGGGACAUUGGAACUGGGAUGGGGGUGGGGGACAAAGGGGAGAAAUCACUGUGCUUUGGUUCCGCCUGAUGUGAAAGGAGGGUUGAUGUUUUUUCCUGCAUUGUAUCUUUUUCUUACUAUUUCUUUAAUAAAUGGGAUGAGAGGGC